Molecule: messenger RNA, 1192 nt
Organism: Thalassophryne amazonica
Lineage: Eukaryota; Metazoa; Chordata; Actinopteri; Batrachoidiformes; Batrachoididae
Gene: gramd2b
Product: GRAM domain-containing protein 2B
Exons: 11
Coding region: 95-1117 (340 amino acids)
Source: RefSeq, a predicted model, not a curated record
GGUCAUGUUGCAGGGUCCAUCCAACUCUUAGGUCUUUGUGCAGGACACAGACAGGACAGCUGGUCUGCGGUCUGUUAAAACUGUCCAAACCCUGAUGACUGAACAAAAUGCAAACCAACAGACGCUGCAGGAGGAAGACAGGAAGGGCAGCAGAGGAACCUCAAAGCAGGACAUGAGGGACUAUCAUUCGGAUGUAGAGAAUGUCACUGAAAAACAUUGUGGCUACAAAAGAACAGUCAGUGAUCUUCUGCAAUCUAUUGAGCAUGAUCAUCGGGUGUGCUCAGGCCGGAGAAAACCUGAGUUAGUGAGGUCAAAGACUUUUGAUCACUCGCUGUUGACACAGAUCCAGACAGAUUUAGACUCCAAGCUAGAGAGGAAGAAGCCUCAGUACAGCCAGCUUUCAAAGAGCAACUGCCAGUACCAUAAAAUAUUUAAGGAAAUCAGCAAAGACGAACAGCUCCGACAGAGCUAUACGUGUGCCCUGCAAAAAGACAUUCUGUACCAGGGAAGAAUGUUUGUUUCUGACCACUGGAUCUGUUUCCACUCCAAGGUGUUUGGCAAAGACACUAAGAUCGCCAUCCCCCUGGUGUCCGUCACGUACAUUAAGAAGACCAAAACCGCGAUCUUGUUGCCAAAUGCUCUGGUGAUCGCCACGACAAAUGACAGGUACGUGUUUGUAUCCUUCUUGUCCAGAGAUAACACCUACAAGUUCCUGAUAUCCAUAUGUCUUCACCUGAAGAAGAGUCCAUGCAGCAGCCCCAUCCUAUCUUCAGCAGAGAACAGCUUCAGAGGUCAAAGGUCACCACAAUCCCCACACUUUCCUCUGAGUUUUCCAGCUGAUUUCAGUGAUCUGGAUGGAACAGCGAGACACCAGAGUCAAGAAAUGGAGGAGAGCAGCAGCUCAGAUUCACAAACCCCCACUGAUGACAAGAUAGCAGGUUCACAUGUGGUGAUAAACAGUAAAGAAGCUAUUUCUCUCAACACGCUGCUGUUUGUCUACCUGUUCUUGGUGUGUAUCCUGCUGCUGUCGUCCUGCUAUAUGGCAUUUAAAAUCAUCUCGUUAGAGCAAAAACUGACAUCACUUGGCUCUGUCGCAGAAUCCACUGAGCAGGAGUAGGUUCACCUCCCUCAAAAUGCUGAAAAAUGUACAAUUCUACAUAAUGUGCUGAAAAAAUAUAAUUCUUGACUCAAG